AUGAAAGUAUUUUCAAAGCCUAAAACAGUAACUCCUAAUGAGAAUGCAAUAUACAAGUUGGAUACCGUUCGGGAUGAAGAUUGGGAUCUUCUGACUUGGAUUUCUUCUCAGAUGGUCUGGGAAAUUUACGUACAUUUGUUUAUUGUAAUCUGGAAUACUAUACAAUUUGGAGAUGAUAGAAAAAGAGAUUUCAAUGAAGAGACAACUAUUAUGAUCAGCCAUGUUCGAAGGCUAAAUAAAAAUUUGUGUAUUGAUAGUCAUAAAACUAAAAAAUUUAUUAAGCAUCUUGAAAAUUAUCAAAAUUAUCGUGCUAAUGGAUAUUUAAUUCAAAAAAAAAAACUUGUAAAUUUGGUUUUUGGUGAACUUGUAGCACGUGGGUUAAAGAAUCGAUCAGGUUUCUGUCAACAACUGGAAGGAUUGCCAAUGAAGCAUAAAGGAAAACUUCGAACUAUAGUUCUUGAACGGAUGAAAACAUUGGUUGAUAUAUCUCAACCUAACAAUAAAUCGCCUAUGCUUUCAGGGACAGAUGAUAGUGGUAACCUAGGAAGUAAGCUGGAUGUUUUGCAAAAUGAAAAGGAUAUUCUCUCAGAGCAAAUUAUGGAAUUGCAAAAAGAGAAUUCAAAAUAUCAAGCAGCGCAUGGUAAUUUGACCAACCUUGGUUUUAGUGAUAACAUUGUUAAGUUAGAUAAAGAUAUUAAAAAUUUACAAGAUUUACUUGAAGAGUUUACAUUUGUUUCUGGUCCCGAAUAUGAAGUCGACGAUGCCAAAUGUCAUGAACUUUUGUCAUAUUACAAGUGUGAUGUUGAAGUUGAGAGUCAACUUAGAAAACAAGUUUUAUCCGCAGCACUCCAACGGCUGAUUAUUGAAACAGUUAUUACUGAAGCAGAAAAUUAUUUUGACACAAAUAGUACUACUGAGGCUAGUUUAGUGACUGCGACAAAUAAAUUAGUGAAUAUGACAAAUUCAUUCACAAAUGAAUAUGCUGAAAAAGAUGAAAUUGCUAAAGUUAUUCCGACUAAAAUUCGUCAACAAGUCUUUGGCAUGCUCGGAUGUUACGCAUUUUCAAACAAUGAUCAUCCGUUACUUAUGAAAAUUUCAGAAAUAAUUCUUGAAAAGUUGAAUCAAUAUCGAAAAAUUAUUGAGAGUGGUGAUGAUGAUAAUGAAAUUAUACCAAUAAUUCGUAAAGUUAUUCAACUCUUUUUCUACCAACUUAAAGUUCAUCCAAUUAUUCCAACAUAUAAAUUUUACGAUAGUGGUGAAGAAAUGAAUUCCUUGUUUAUGGAAAGUGCAGGUACAAAGUCUAAAGAUUUGAAAAAGUUAGAAGUAGAAAUUUGUUAUUUUCCUGUAAUUGCAAUUUUAGAUCCCGUUGAUGAUAAAUCAUACAAUGUUUUCUCCAAGGCUCUGAUAAUUCCCAGGUCUAAAAGUAACAAUAAUUCAUUAGAAUAG
Molecule: messenger RNA, 1446 nt
Organism: Cetraspora pellucida
Lineage: Eukaryota; Fungi; Glomeromycota; Glomeromycetes; Diversisporales; Gigasporaceae
Source: the annotation of a GenBank genome assembly